Messenger RNA from Symsagittifera roscoffensis, 1405 nucleotides. RefSeq lists its product as uncharacterized. The record is from RefSeq and is a predicted model, not a curated record. The transcript has 6 exons. Lineage: Eukaryota; Metazoa; Xenacoelomorpha; Acoela; Convolutidae. The coding region runs from base 258 to 1142 and encodes 294 amino acids.
CAAAAAAGUUAACGAUCUGAUUAUGUAACUCUUCAUGUUGUGUUAGAUGCAAACAAAACGCAGCACUUUCAAACCUUUUCUUUUUAUCAAGUAUUUUCACAUUGUGAAAAUUCAAUUAAAACAUGAAAACUCUGCCAUAAUUGAAAAGCUCAUUUUUGGAUACUAUUGACCGACUUCUAUAUUGCUGCCAACAUAUAGUGGAAAAAGAAGGAAAAAAGAGAUCGAGGCGUGUUUUGUGACAGCCGAGCGUCUUCAAGAUGAGUUACUCCAAGAGUAAAUACGUGGACGAUUCCCUGAUGGAAGAUGUGUUUAACAAAUUGAACAGACUGGGCAAGUAUGCAUCCAGACAGGAACUGCUGGACGAGAUCAGAGACCUCAACUUAGACUUAGAGAGGGAGAAGAAGAUGUUGGAGACUUACAGACACCGCUAUGAGGCGAAGCAGGGCGAGAGUUUCAGUCUCACUAAGAAUCUCGACUCGGUCAAGGAGUACCAGGGUUCGCUUAUGAAGGAACACAAGGAGUUGGAGCAGAAGUACGAGCAGCUGAAGAAGCAGAAUGAGCACCAGAAGACAGACAUCCAGGUGUUGAAGAAGGAGCUCGACUCCAAGGAACUCAGCUACUUCCUCAACCGCAGGAGAUUCAUGGACACCUUGCACGUCAGUACAGACGACAGGUGGCUGCGUGAGCAUGACUUGGAGAGAUCGAGUGGGUCCAAGUACAAGUACUGGCACUGGAGGCCCUGGCUGUACAGACACUACAGGGACCUGUAUGACAAGUACUAUCCCUCCACCUCCUACGAUCCCAGCUGGUACUACACCCCCUCUCCAUAUUCACCCUCCUCCGCCUCCGCCUCCGCCUACGUGUCGUCCCCCUACUACCCCUACUACUCUUCACUCUAUAGAUACCCCUAUUCCUCAUACUAUAGCAAGUACUCCUGGCCAUACUAUUCGAGCUACCUGGCUGGCAGUGGCUACUACUCUGGCCUGGACACCACCGCAACCAGUGGUGACUGGACUCUUAGAAGGAAGUGGGACCUGGAAGACAAAAUGAGUUCCAUCCAAAGGAUGACUGAUGACCUGAAACUGAACAACUAUCGCAUGCUCAAAGACCUCAAGAGUGUCAAGUCCGCCAUUGACCUCUAAUAGAGGGGGGGGGGGGCAGAACUCACCAUGGACCCUGCGGUUACAGGAAUACGAACUGAAUGAAAGUUGAAACAGAGUUCUUUUCCACGGAUUGUUUUCAGGAAUUUAUCAAUUUUAGAGCUUGUAUUCGGAAGUUUUUAAAGUGUACUAGAAAAUUCCCUUAUUUGAGGUUUUCCCUAAUCUGAUUAUGGAAUUUAUGAUAAAGCGUUAAGUGUCAGCCUUGGUUUUGGUUAAGCUUAGCGAGAAUUUUUACAAAUAAUGAU